AUGAAUACCAAUCUUUGUUUAUCGCUUUUAUUGGUUGUUGUUCAAAUAAGUCGUGUUUUUUGUUUUCCCAGCGAGGUCAAGAUUGGUGGAGUAUUUUGUAAGGGCAUGGACACAAAAGAAGAGAAAGCGUUUCUUCUUGGCAUUGAUUACAUAAACAACGAYACUUCAAUUUUGYCAAAAACUCGUUUGGUUGCUGUUGUUAACGAUACAUCGAACUUAGAUUCAUUUAGCAACAUGAAAACUGUUUACUGGCAAAUUUACAACGGUGUUUCUAUWAUCAUUGGACCAAUGGUAUCAUCAAUGGUCAAGCCUACCUAUSCUAUCUGCGAAGGYUUUGGUAUUCCACAGAUAUCUCCAUACGCUACUGACCCRUCGUUUGUAUUYUCUCCUCAUCGAUAUACCUUCUUAGUACGCAUGAGCAGUAGUGAUUCAAUCGAGAAUCAAGUUUUAGCUGACUUYAUUAGUCACUUCAACUGGACGCGCGUUGCUUUAUUAUCAAGCAGGAGUGACUAUGGUCUAAACGGUCUUGUAACAUUCAAGGACAUUGCUUCUCACAAAGGAUGGCAGAUWGUUGCUUCGGAAACUUUCCAAGAACACGCCAAUAUAUCUAAAAUCAAUGCAACUAACCAGCUUGUACACGUGAGAGGGCGUGGGGCGAGAAUCAUUAUAUUAAACUGCAUGGCCCAGUAYGUCCAUCCAAUACUACAACAAGCACGUGACCUUGGUGUACUUAAAGAUCGAGUAUGGAUCUUAACCAAUGGUGCCUUUGCUCAUAAAGGUUUAUAUACACCGGGUGUGAACGUUCCUGACUAUCUUAAGGGCGUGGUMGGUGUGAGACAUACCUUCGGUAGCGGUCAAAUGGCGAAUACAUUUAAAACACUCUGGAACAACGCUGGCUAUUCUUCGAUUGACUUUGAGAACGAGGCUGCUGUUGGUCACACGUUCGAUGCUGUGCUUGUCACUGCGCAUGCACUACAGGACUUCUUUAAUCAAGGACACAACUUGAGUGAUGUUUCACCAGCUUUUGGUAUCUAUGACAACACACACACGUGUCACAGAGCCGAGGGAGAGUUUCUUGUAAAACAUUUAAAGAAUGUGAACUCAUCUGGUGUAAUGACCGAUCGUUUAAGGUUUGAUGACAACGGUUCUCCUGUUGAAGACCUGUUUGAUAUUGUGAAUUUACGAUCGUUCGGUUUUGAGAGGGUCGGGYAUUGGAAUCCAUCAACUCGUCUWGUCAUGGAUUUCAACAAGGAGAUAGUUUGGCCMUCAGGAAGAGUAGAUAUCCCAUCAGACAGUGCGUUCCUGAUUGAGAACCGUACACUUCGUGUAGUGACAAUUCACGAACCGCCAUUUGUUUACGUCUUCAAAACUGACGAAGGUGGGAGGACUAAGUAUGUUUAUGGAGGCUUUUGCAUGGAGCUAUUGAAAACUAUCGCAGAGAAAUUAAAGUUUACUUACGAGAUUUAUCCAGUCGCUGACUUCCACUUUGGUUCUCAGGACUUGAUCACUAAGGAAUGGAAUGGUAUGGUCCGUGAUAUUUUACAAGGUAAAGCUGACAUUGCAGUCGCAUCGUUUACGAUCAGUCCUUCCAGACAACGUGUCAUUGAUUUCACUCAACCUUUCAUCGACCUUGGACUAACUGCCCUCGUCAAGUCUGUCACAGACAAGUCCGAUUAUUUCAUGUUCUUUCGUCCAUUUCGUUAUGACUUGUGGCUUGCUAUUGGUUUWACAAUGAUCAUCGUUGGAUUCUUUCUAUGGUUCUUUAGUACAUUCAGCCCGUAUGGUUAYUAUGGUCGAUGUGUGCAGACAUGUCUAACUAGAGUACCAKCCCGAUACUUCAAAUACAGGGACACUUUAACUCUAGUACGUGCCUUCUGGUCAUCUGUGGUGUAUUACGUUGGACAAAGYUCCGAUCAUCUUCAUCCUGUGUGUUCAUCAGGAAGGAUCACUGUUGCUGUUUGGUGGUUUGCUGUGCURAUCAUUGUCUCCACAUACACUGCUAACUUGGCUGCGUUCCGUACAAUCCAGCGAUCCGCCUCACCAAUCAGCACUGUAAGUGAACUUGGACAGCAAAGUYUUAUAUCAUAUGGAACCGUUGAGGACAGUCAGCCACAGAGUUUCUUYGAGUCUUCAGCUAUUCCUAGUUUUAUCACUAUGUGGCAAUACAUGAAAGCACAUCGAACUCUUGUAACGAGCAGUGAUGAAGGCAUCAAAAAAGCUACCSAAGGCAACUAUGCGUUUAUAUGGGACUCUGCAGUACUGGAGCAUGUUGUCCAUCAACAAUCAGACUGCGGUAAGUUGAUGACAGUAGGAAGUCUUUUAGGUAAGAUUGGUUAUGGUUUUGGACUUGCAAAAGAUUCCCCUUUCACGAAACAGCUAAGUUCAGUAAUUCUUGAACUGAAGCACAGCGGAGURCUAGACAUACUCGAGAAGAAAUGGAUUCAUUCUAACGACCGUUGUAGUGAAGACAAACGUGCGACCCUGCAAUCUGUUACGAGUGAGAUGGGCUUUGAGAGCCUUGCAGGAGUAUUUAUCGUGGUAGCUGCUGGUAUUGGCUGCAGUUUGAUUGUAUUGGUGUUGGAAUGGCUUUGGGCAGCCAAUAAUGAUGUACAAAUUGAAAAGAAACAUGGUUCUAAGCAGACUCUACUAACAGCGCUAAACGCUCGACGUAAGCUUGCUUUCCAUGACUGGAGACAUCGAGAAGAUAUCCCUAAGGUUCGUAAGCAUGCUACGUUAAUCUGGGAUUCUGUACGUCCAAUGCUGCCUACAAGACGACCAAAGAAAAUCGACGCUGUAGAAGACGACGUUGAAGAUGCAGAGACUGGAGAAAACAUGGACCGAGUAAUAUCAAUAACACAGACUGCUGAAUUAGAAUACGACGAUGAUGAUGCUGAGAGCUAUGUCGUUUAAACUGACACGAUAUAUUUUUAUUUUGUUGGAAAAUAUAUUCGGAAAACAGCAAAAAAUCAUAAUGAAUAUCGUUUUACAACUCAGUUGACUUUUCUGUARUAUGUUUUACAUCUGAAUUUGACUAAAUUGUGUGUGCGUAUAAAAAAUUACUUUUACAAAGUUGUGACAUGGUGGAAUUCACUUAUAAAACCACUGUUAACUAUACACAAGAAAUCGGCCAAUAUGAGACCAUUUUUUAUUUAUUAAUUCACUUUUCUCUUAAGAUUUUGAUAUAAAUAUUUUGUAAAUGGAUUAAUUAAAUGCUUGACCUCACGUAUAGUCAGCGUCCGCAUUGCUAGACUUGUUACUGCUUUCYGAAAUAUUUGCUUUUGUUUUAAUAUUUUUUUUUAAAAAAUCAAUAAUAUUAAAAUAAAAAUGAUUAAAUUUAUGUAAAAAAUAUUUAUUUGAAAUGGACUAGCUAAUAAAAGAAAGACAGAAAACAAAUCGACGUGAAAAAAGAAAUAAACAAAAAACAAAAAAACACGGCUUUGAGACUCGAACCGCGACAAGUAAGACUGAAGACGCAAGCACCCCCCGGACAUGAAAGA
This is a messenger RNA of Exaiptasia diaphana, 3497 nucleotides long. RefSeq names its product glutamate receptor ionotropic, kainate 2. Gene Ontology annotation, biological process: monoatomic ion transport. Gene Ontology annotation, cellular component: plasma membrane. Bases 1 to 2910 code for a protein of 969 amino acids. The record is from RefSeq and is a predicted model, not a curated record. The transcript has 2 exons. NCBI's taxonomy places the organism in Eukaryota, Metazoa, Cnidaria, Anthozoa, Actiniaria, Aiptasiidae. Gene Ontology annotation, molecular function: glutamate-gated receptor activity.